This is a messenger RNA of Plasmodium gonderi, 747 nucleotides long. RefSeq names its product triosephosphate isomerase. The coding region runs from base 1 to 747 and encodes 248 amino acids. The transcript has 2 exons. The record is from RefSeq and is a predicted model, not a curated record. Lineage: Eukaryota; Apicomplexa; Aconoidasida; Haemosporida; Plasmodiidae. Gene Ontology annotation, biological process: glyceraldehyde-3-phosphate biosynthetic process; glycerol catabolic process; gluconeogenesis. Gene Ontology annotation, cellular component: cytosol. Gene Ontology annotation, molecular function: triose-phosphate isomerase activity.
AUGACGAGGAAAUAUUUCAUAUCAGCCAACUGGAAAUGCAAUGGAACCAAGGAAAAUAUAAAGACCCUGACAACUACAUUUAAUGAGUUGAAUUUUGACCCUUCCAAAUUGGAUGUUGUUAUUUUUCCUGUGAACGUUCAUUACGAAUAUACUAAAAGCUUACUGAACGAAAAGUUUCACACAGGAAUACAGAAUAUUUCGAAAUAUGGAAGUGGAUCGUACACAGGAGAAGUAAGUGCUGAAAUCGCAAAAGAUUUAAAUAUCGAAUAUGUUAUUAUUGGACAUUUUGAAAGAAGAAAAUAUUUCAAAGAAACGGAUGAAGAUGUUAGGGAGAAAUUACAACAAUGUUUAAAAAAUAAUUUGAAAGUAAUUGUUUGUUUUGGUGAAUCAUUAGAACAGAGAGAAAAUAAUUUAACCAUCGACGUUAUCACAAAGCAAGUGAAAAGUUUUGUGGAUUUAAUUGAUAAUUUUGAUAAUGUUGUUUUGGCUUAUGAGCCAAUUUGGGCAAUUGGAACUGGGAAAACAGCAUCACCAGAACAAGCACAGGCUGUUCAUAAAGAAAUUAGGAAUAUAGUGAAAGAAAAGUGUGGAGAAAAACAAGCUAACCAAAUACGAAUUUUAUAUGGUGGUAGUGUUAAUACCGAUAAUUGCUCAUCCCUAAUUAAACAAGAAGACAUUGAUGGGUUCUUAGUAGGUAAUGCUUCUCUCAAACCAUCUUUUGUUGAAAUUAUCAAGAGUGCCAUGUAA